AUGGAAGCUGAAGCCAACUUCUUGGUUAUUGUCAUAUCUCUCUUCUUUCUAUGGAAUUGGUUUGCAAAAUAUUACAAGCUAAAAGCUAACGACUCUCACAAACUACCCCCUGGUCCAAAGAAGCUACCUUUCAUAGGCAACCUGCAUCAACUAUCAGGAGCAGGUUCACUUCCACAUCGUGCUUUCUACAAGCUUGCUCAUAUAUAUGGACCUCUCAUGCACCUCCAACUUGGUGAAAUUUCUACAGUGGUUGCAUCCUCGCCCGGCUUGGCCAAGGAAAUAAUGAAAACAAAUGAUACUGCUUUUGCGCAGAGACCUCAAUUUGUUUUCGGUGACAUUUUGUCCUAUGGAGGAAAGAAUAUUGUUUUUGCUCCAUAUGGUGAUUACUGGAGACAAAUAAAAAAAAUAUCUGUGUUGGAGCUUCUAAGCGCCAAAAGGGUCAAGUCUUUCUCUUUCAUCAGAGAAGAGGAGACGGCAAAGUUUAUAGAUUCAAUUCGAAAAUCAGCAGGUUCACCCGUCAAUCUUACUGCUAAAAUUUACUCCUUGAUGAGUGAUUUUGUUUUCAGGGCAGCUUUUGGUAGAAAAUAUAAGGACCAAGAAUUUGUUGUGCCUCUGAUGCGAAGAGUAAUAGAAGAAGCGGCAGGAUUUAGUUUUGUCGAUCUCUUUCCUUCGUUGAAAUUCAUACAUUUCAUAACUGGGAAGAGGGCAAAAUUGGAGCAGCUGCAGAAGCAGGUUGACAAGGUAUUGGAUAACGUUGUGAAAGAACAUGAAGAAAAACGAAAAGAGGCAAAAGAAGACGGCGUUGAAGUGGAGGAUGAGGAUUUUGUCGACGUUCUUCUCAGAAUUCAACAAAAUGACAAUCCCGACUUCAAGAUGACGACGACACAAAUCAAAGCUUUGAUAUUGGAUAUAUUUGUGGCGGGAACUGAUACUUCAGCGUCAGUAUUAGACUGGAUAAUGGCAGAAAUAGUGAAAAACCCAAGAGUGAUGGAGAAAGCACAAAGCGAGAUAAGAGAAGCAUUUAGAGAAAAGGAAAGAAUUGGUGAAAGUGAUGUAGAGGAGCUUAAUUAUUUGAAGUUGGUGAUGAAAGAAACGUUGAGGUUACACCCACCAGCUCCUUUGUUGCUCCCUAGAGAAUGCAGUGAAGUAAGAAAGCUUGGUGGAUACGAAAUACCGAAAAAGACGAGAGUUAUGAUAAACGCAUGGAGUAUUGGAAGAGAUCCUGAAUAUUGGAGUGAUGCUGAGAGGUUUAUACCAGAGAGAUUCGAAGGUAACUGCGUGGAUUUCAAAGGGAAUAACUAUGAGUAUGUGCCAUUUGGGGCAGGAAGGAGAAUGUGCCCAGGCAUGGCAUUUGGUUUGGCAAGCAUUAUGCUUCCGCUGGCUCUCUUACUCUAUCACUUCAACUGGGAACUACCAGAUAACAUGAAAGCUGAGAAUAUGGAUAUGGCUGAACACUUCGGAGUCGUUAUUAGUAGGGAAAACCAGUUGCUUUUAAUUCCCUCUCUUUAUCAUCCCUGACUUCAUCUUUAUCAGCUCCUAUCAAAA
Messenger RNA from Vigna umbellata (rice bean), 1545 nucleotides. Its product is annotated as cytochrome P450 71D8-like. Lineage: Eukaryota; Viridiplantae; Streptophyta; Magnoliopsida; Fabales; Fabaceae. Gene Ontology annotation, molecular function: iron ion binding; heme binding; monooxygenase activity. The record is from RefSeq and is a predicted model, not a curated record.